This is a messenger RNA of Echinostoma caproni, 897 nucleotides long. NCBI's taxonomy places the organism in Eukaryota, Metazoa, Platyhelminthes, Trematoda, Plagiorchiida, Echinostomatidae. The record is from the annotation of a GenBank genome assembly.
AUGAACGCUCGUCGACGAUCUAUGGAUAAAUGGAUCGAUGACAAGGAAGUCCAAAUGACAGCCUCAACUUCCUCUCCAGUACAUAGUCUGGAGACCUCUCCUCCCAAUCACAAUGUGCACAAUACAUCUCAGAUCAAUGAACAUUGCACUCAUCGGUCUGUUCACGACUCUAUACCGACUACCCAAAUUCCUGAUGUCUCAGACUCGGUGCUACGUCGAAUCCCGCCUGGUCAUAAUGUUGCCCCAUCUUCCCUGGAGCUUGCACCGUCUCCACCGCCACCCAGACUGACGCCCGAUCCCACCAUCACCUUCAAUCAUAAUGAUGUUCAUUUGAAUGCACCUUGUUUGGUCAGUGAACACGAGCAUACUUCACUGUCAGGAGGUUUGUUGAUAUCUUCCACUGACUCUGCAGCUCUACAAACCCAGUUGCUUGGUCACGUGCUUGUCGGCGGGCAAAACGCCAUGUUGUUGUCACACAGCUUAGGUCCCAAUCCUGAAAAGUCCAUCGCGCAGCCGAUAUCUACCUCCGGACUUUCAUGUAUGUCGUCCAAUCUGUCUAAUAUGAAACCCACAUUGGAUUCACUUUGUGACCCGCCAACGUUGUCCCCAUCCGACUCACAUUUACCCCCAUCUCAGUUGGACUCAAUUCACGAGACUCAUCCAAUUCACACUAUAGCAAUUGGAUCGGUCUCAGAUGCCGUCUGCGCCGCGAACAACGUGCUCCCUUCGGCCUCUACCCUUAUAGGACACGAUCGUCUUGGGCUAGACAGCAUCGGACAUGUAAGUGUGUCCACUGCACUCGCUUCCUCUUCGGCGGCACGUACUGUAUUGACUAUGCACCCGAAACAGGAGGAUCUGGGUCCCGGUCUUCUGACAACCACGACUACUUUAAAUUAA